Parnassius mnemosyne (clouded apollo) is the source of this 3430-nucleotide messenger RNA. Lineage: Eukaryota; Metazoa; Arthropoda; Insecta; Lepidoptera; Papilionidae. The record is from the annotation of a GenBank genome assembly.
GCGCGCGUUUUAUGAAACGACAACUAUGCGUCGAUGUUCGCUCGCUACAGAUAAUUAUUCAUAUUGUGACCGAAAAUAGCUACGCGGUAAACAAAUUUGCAACUUAAUUUUAUUAAAGGAUUUCAUUACAUACAUAUUUUUUACGCCUCGCACAUCGCCGCAGUUGUCUCCGCGAAUCUUAACAGUAGUUAAUCAUAGUUUAUUUUUACCGCGCAACGUGUGUUAAUAAUUGUGCUGGGGCCAGUCGUCGUGCUUCUUUUAUUUUGCUAUCGUGUUUGGUUUGAAUCGCGGCAUUUGUACUGCGGAAACAAUUUCUUGUGCAAAAAAAAUAUACGCGAAACCUCGGGCGUGUUUUGAGACUGUUCACCCACAGACCUAAUUAGACUGAUAAGAAGUGGUCCUAGCCUCGUAAAAAUGAGUAAAGAUUUGAUACAAAAAGUUUGACGAAAGACUGUCGCAUUUUAAAGUUUGAAAUUUGUUUUGGCGCGAAUGACAGCAGAAGGUGCUAACGAAGGAGCACCUAUAGACUGGACAGAAAGUUUGGAAAAGUGUUGAGCAUACAUCUGAUGCCGCGAGUGUUUUUUCAACGCGUUUUCGAGGCUAAGCGCUAGUUGUUUGAACAAGUGUGUUUUCUAAUGGAUUUAUUUUGAGAUUGUAUUCAAAACAUAAGAGCAGUAUCGAUUCAGUCUUUUCAAGAGUAGCGAAGAGGUGUGCCGCAGGGUGCUAUUGUAGGUCGUACACUUUAUACCAAUUAUAGUUAAUGAUAUUGUGUGACGGACAGUAUUGAAUAUUUAACAUACAACAAUCUGUGAUAUCUGGAUGUGUCUCCAACGGGACGAAGACGAUGAUGAUCAUAUAAAUGAUUUGAGACCAAUGGUGCAGCUACCUAUACUGGUAAGUAACCUUGUUCUUUGUUUUUAAAGGUAAGUAACCUCGUAUGUAACUUAGUUUAUUGUUGUGUUUUUAUUUGAGCGCUGUUAUGCUGUCUGGUAGAAUGUACCACCUCACCUUUAUCAAUGGGGGCCAUGAGAUGAUUUUAUAGGGAAAUUGCUAAGGCCCAAUUUACACAGCCGAGGAACGGAACGGAAGCGAAUUUUUAUAACGAAAUUGUACAUAGUAAAAUGAGUUUUAUGUUAAUUGUAUAAAGUUCAAACUAGAUAAUAUGAGCCAAAAAAAGUCGCGCGUCUUCCGUGGAAUUCUCGAGGAUUCCCCUAGCUACUGUUGGCGCGAAAGGUUGUGGAAUCCGCUGGAAGCCGGGAAGUGGCACUUGCAGCAGAGCGGCGACAAACGCUUACGAAACAGGUUGUGUACGUACUGGGUGACUAAAAAACAUGGAUUUAGACGAAAAGUUGAUCUUUUUCGUGCAAAAAUAUGAUCGUUUGAUAACGUACAAGCUAAGCGAGGCGCAGUCGAUGGAAUUCGCGGGAAUGCUCGAGCAAUCCUCCGAAUUCGCGUGGCUUCCCGCGCGACGAGGCGAAAUUGACGCUUCUAUUCCGCCGCAAUGUAAAUUGAGCCUAAAUCAUCAUGACGGUGUAACCAUCAUUAAUUACAACCUAUCACAACUUUAUUGCCUCCUCAAAGAUUGCCUCAUACUUAGGCAACCGCAAUUUACCCAUAAAAAAAAAAAAACUUUUACACCAUUUUAUUUUGGGUAGUCACCAGAAGCAUGAUGCUGGCUAUCUCCUGUAUCAUUUAUAUCUGUCAUCUCUUACGAUUUCCGCAGUAAUGAUAUUUUGUACUAUACUUGUGGCGGCACUACAGUCGCGCCACAUCGAAGCCUAAACGAAAGCGAAACACAUCGAAGCCUAAACAAAGUUCCGAAGUUAAAGUAGUAUAAUAUAUAAAAUAGCUUCGUACUACCACUCGGAACGUUGGCCGCUCCCCGGGCAGAACACCUUGCCCGGCGGGAGAUCUCCCCUUUUCCUUGCACCGGCUACAACACUACCCAAUAUCUCCACCGUGUAGUGGCGGUGUAAGAAUAUCCACUACCCCAAAUCAUCCCUUGGUGUCGUAAGAGACAACAGAGGGAAGCAAAUCAGAAGAUCGGCAGCAGCGUCUUCCUAAUAACGACGAUUGCCACGCGUGGCAACUAUGUCUGGCAUAUAUACCCCCUAUGAAGCAAUCUAUUGGGGAGGCAUAUGAUCAGCAGUGGACUUUAAUAGGCUCUAACGGUAAGGAUACUAUUCUUUACGCUGCCAUUACACGACAAACAUAAUAUUUAUGACUUCAACUUAUUUUUCCUUUAGGUAUGUGUAUGUAAAAUGUUUUUAUUUCUUUUUUAUGACAUUAAUAGCUGCCGAUGACUCAUAUUGACACAAUAUCUUCAAUAUGAUAUAAAAAACCAGCGACCCCAUAUUUGUUUUAAGGAUGAUGUCGUACUUAUUGUAGCUCUAAGCUCCUUAACCCUGGAUCGUUUCAUGAUAAAUUUUUGACAAUCGACUAGCAGUAAAAAAUAAAUCUAAACAGAAGUACAAUAAGGUCUAAUUUGGUCUGAUAUAAAUAAAUGCCCUAGCUCUUACAGACCCUAAUUCCUUUUAAAGGCCAGAAAAUUGUUUGACUAAUAUAGACCUAAUCGCUCUUAUUAAUGAUUCUUUGCUCUGAACCGCCCCAGGGUAUUCGAAUUCAGACUGUCAAUACAUCGAUAUUAUAAAAUAUUUACCUAAAUAUUUUGUAAUCGAUGUGACGCGUGGUGACAUAGCUGAAUUAGGAACUACAUAUUUCAAUUAUGAACAUUGAUAAUGUUCUCGCGGAUGAUUUCGUUGCUGUAUGCAAAAUUUUGUCUAACUUUGGGACAUAUAAUCAACAAAAACUUAUCAAUGUUUAGAUCGUGAUACUUUUCAGCUGACUGCAAAAAAGGAGGAGGUUCUCAAUUCUGUUUUUAUGUGUUACCUCAGAACUUUUUUCUAGGUGAACCGAUUUUAAUGAUUGUAUUUUUAUUUAAUAGCCCGUGUUUCUCUCGUAAUCCCAUAUGAAUUUGAUCAAAAUCUGACCAGUCGUUUUUGAGUUAUUCUUAAUAAUACGUAUUUAAUUGACUUCGACUACAUUGAUGAUGUUCUCAUUUUAUUUAUAUUGAAGUGGAUUGUUAAUUUGUUUAAUUUUGCUCCUUGUUCUAUUUAACAGUACACUAGAUUUACCAUAGUGGCCAAGUUUGGCACUGACACACACCGAUCUGGGUGUUUAUAAUCUCGAAUAUACGAUUUUUUAUGGAAUAUAAUGGUGACAACUAAGCACACAGUCCACCAUACACGAUCAAGUUUACCGUCAAGUUUGCAGCGCGCUUGAAGCGGCGUCCAGUUUGCAGUGCAUCCAUAUGGACCACUCACGUUCAAGUUCGCCGUCAAGUUUGCAUGAUGCCGCAUCAGUUGAAACCAUGGCGUCACUAGUGACGGACGACGAUGCGUUAGCCAUCCUAGGCUUAUUGCUCGCAAUU